This is a messenger RNA of Cucumis sativus (cucumber), 1178 nucleotides long. RefSeq names its product GDSL esterase/lipase At5g03980-like. Lineage: Eukaryota; Viridiplantae; Streptophyta; Magnoliopsida; Cucurbitales; Cucurbitaceae. The record is from RefSeq and is a predicted model, not a curated record. The coding region runs from base 1 to 1131 and encodes 376 amino acids. The transcript is spliced from 5 exons. Gene Ontology annotation, molecular function: hydrolase activity, acting on ester bonds.
AUGGUGGUUGGGAGUAGUACUGUAUCAAUUUUCUUCUCUUCUACCUUACUUCUUCUUCUUUUGGCUGUAUUUCCAUUUGGUUCAAAUUCUGAGGAUCUAAAAGCUUGUAAGUUGGAUUCCAUAUUUCAGUUUGGUGAUUCCUUAGCUGACACUGGAAAUCUAAUUAGAGAGAACCCUUCAACUCCUUUCUCUCAUCUUCCUUAUGGCCAAACUUUCUUCAACAAACCCACUGGAAGAUGUUCUAAUGGUCUACUUAUGGUUGAUUAUUUUGCUUUGGCAGCUGGACUUCCUUUGGUGAAUCCCUACCUACAAAAGAAGGCAUCUUUCGUUCAUGGAGUGAAUUUUGCAGUGGCUGGUUCUACCGCUUUGCCUUUAGACGUUCUUGCUCAAAACAACAUCACAUCUCCUGUUACCAACACUUCUCUUUCUAAACAACUUGAUUGGAUGCAUUCAUAUCUCAAUACUAUUUGUUCUAACAAAAGAGAUGAUUGUACUACGAAGUUAAAGCAUGCACUAUUUUUUAUGGGGGAGAUUGGAGGAAAUGAUUAUAACUAUGCUCUAUUUGAAGGAAAGACUGUUGCUGAAGUAAAAAACAUGGUACCUCGAGUUGUACAAACAAUAAUGGAUGCAACUAAAAGGGUAAUUGAUUAUGGAGCUACUCGAGUUAUUAUUCCUGGACACUUUUCAAUGGGAUGUCUACCAAUCUACCUCACUGGCUUUCAAACCAAUGAUUCAACUGCAUACGACAAGUUUCACUGUUUAAAGGAUUUCAACGGUUUAGCAAGUUAUCAUAACAAAAAGUUAAAGCAAGCUAUAAAGUUGUUGAGAAAAGAGAAUCCAAAUGUGAUAAUUGCAUAUGGUGAUUAUUAUAAUGCGUUGUUUUGGGUUUUUCAACAUGCUUCUUUGCUGGGAUUUGAUGAAACAUUUCUACAAAAGUCUUGUUGUGGAACGGGAGGUGAUUACAACUUUAAUGUCAUGCAAAUAUGUGGACUUCCGAGAGUACCUGUUUGUUCUAAUCCUGAUAAACAUAUUAGUUGGGAUGGAAUUCAUUUAACACAAAAGACUUAUCAAAUCAUGGCACAUCGGCUCAUGCGUGAUAUAUCGCCAAAGUUUCGUUGCGGAAGUAACUGAAUUAGUUUAGUUUAAAGCUCUCAAAUCAAGAAAAGCUCAAAGUUGAA